Molecule: messenger RNA, 754 nt
Organism: Nicotiana tabacum (common tobacco)
Lineage: Eukaryota; Viridiplantae; Streptophyta; Magnoliopsida; Solanales; Solanaceae
Source: RefSeq, a predicted model, not a curated record
CAUGUCAACUCGUCCGACACUGCUUCGUUGUCAUGUUUGUCGUCAAAUAGUUCGCGGCUCUCAAGAAUUCAUGAUUCAUGUUCAAAGUCAUCAUCCAGUACAUCAACGAGAGAUACACGCCACAGAAGGUUCACGUAGAUCGAAGAAGAAGAAAAGAGCUAUGUCCCGAUCUCCACCACCACCAUCAUUUCGUCCUUCCUCUAUUAGAGGUGACGGUAGUGAUAGAGGCGUGCGUGUAAACCAUCUAGUGCUACCGCCACCGCCAUCACCACUACCACCGCCAUCACAUCGUUCAGGCUCAGGUAGAAGUAACAAUAAUGAUAGAGGUGUGCAUGAAAAUUAUCUGCCGCCGCCACCAUCACUACCACCACCGUAUUCUUCAGGCUCAGUUAGAAGUAACAAUGAUGAUCGAGGUGUGCAUGCAGACCAUCUGCUACCACCACCCCCGCUGCCACCACCACCGCCAUAUCCCCACUCGGUUAGAAGUAACAAUGAUGGUAGAGGCGGUGUGCACGCAAACGUGCCGCGACAAAUGCUUCAGUCGACAAGAAGGAGGACGACCUAUGUUCGGGGUCCAAAUUCAAUGGCUAUGAACCUAAAUGAAACAUCUUCUGAGUCUACAAAAUCAUACACAAAUGAGAUAGAUUUUCCUAUUUUGGAUAGAUCUGAUCCGUCUCAAUUGAAAUUCAAACCUCCGGUCGUUUGUGCUGAUAAUAACGAAGCUAACGGGUUGGAUCUAAGCUUAAGGCUUUGA